Molecule: messenger RNA, 612 nt
Organism: Drepanopeziza brunnea f. sp. 'multigermtubi' MB_m1
Lineage: Eukaryota; Fungi; Ascomycota; Leotiomycetes; Helotiales; Drepanopezizaceae
Biological process (GO): autophagy of mitochondrion
Cellular component (GO): mitochondrion
Source: RefSeq, a predicted model, not a curated record
AUGGCAUUCAAAACAGUGUCAACACUCAAGUUCGUGGGAUCUAUAUCUUUGGGUCUGCUAACGGGCUUCUCCUACUCCUUGAGCACGCUGACUCUGCCCACCUUUUCGACGCUUCCAUCUGCGACCAGCGCUUCAAAAGCCUUCUCCAACCUCGCAUAUGUCUCUUUGAGCCAGCUCCGCGCUCUUGCCGCCAUCUCAAGCAGCUCUUUCCUCUUCGCAUACCUGCUCUCUCCCAGAAGUCAAAAGCACCCAUACUUGCUAUGGACAUCGCUCUUCGUAGGAGCUUCGGGCUUCACCGAAUACGCGCUUCAAAGCUAUAGACCGAAGUCAGCGACCAGCACCGGAUCCGUCAAGACGAAGGUCAAGAAAUCAAAAGGCAGACAAAUGGACGCAAGCUACGAAGUCCUUGGUGCUAGUGACAGGGAUAGCGAGGGAACUGUUUCUGGGGAGGAGACGGAUGAGAGUGUCAAUGGGGAGGAAGUACGUCAGGCAAUGGAGGGAUUCAUGGUCACACAGAUUGCGCGGACGGUCGUUGCCGGGAUGGCUUUCGCCAUGAGCACUGUUGGUAUAUGGGGAGACGGAGCUGCUGAUAUCUUCGUUAUUGAGAUGUGA